Molecule: messenger RNA, 349 nt
Organism: Vavraia culicis subsp. floridensis
Lineage: Eukaryota; Fungi; Microsporidia; Pleistophoridae
Exons: 1
Coding region: 1-270 (89 amino acids)
Biological process (GO): protein histidyl modification to diphthamide
Molecular function (GO): metal ion binding
Source: RefSeq, a predicted model, not a curated record
AUGCCCCCUUUUCAGAACAAAGUAUUUACUCUCGAGGAGAUAGAAACUUACUUCGAGCAGGCACAGCCAUAUUAUGAUGAAGUGGAUUUGGAAGAUUUCACUUAUGAUGAGGAGCGAAAAGCGUACGUCUAUCCGUGUCCGUGUGGGGACAAGUUCGUAAUCACUGUUGAUGAGUUAAUGAUUGGAGAGACCAAAGCAACGUGUCCAAGCUGUUCGCUAGUUCUUAAAGUAUCGUAUGAUUUUGAUGACGUAGAAGAGUACAUGAGAUAGCAGAAAAGCUUGUAAGGCCAACAAAGAUGUUGCACUAGUUCCUCAGUAAUUGAGGUAGUUAAAUAAAGUUCUUUUACCG